Molecule: messenger RNA, 903 nt
Organism: Tupaia belangeri chinensis (Chinese tree shrew)
Lineage: Eukaryota; Metazoa; Chordata; Mammalia; Scandentia; Tupaiidae
Gene: GOLGA7B
Product: golgin A7 family member B
Exons: 8
Coding region: 1-903 (300 amino acids)
Biological process (GO): protein targeting to membrane; peptidyl-L-cysteine S-palmitoylation
Cellular component (GO): palmitoyltransferase complex
Source: RefSeq, a predicted model, not a curated record
AUGGUUUUUCAAAGCCUGUGUGCAUUGCAUGUCGAUGAAGUAAAAGAUAUUAUGAUGCUCAUUAUCCCCAACAUCCACUGUUGUGCCCACAACCUGCAGGAGCUCCGGAGAAGCGCCUCGCUGGCCACCAAGGUCUUCAUCCAGAGAGACUACAGCGACGGGACCAUCUGUCAGUUCCAGACCAAAUUUCCCCCUGAGUUGGACAGCCGGAUUGAGCGGCAGCUCUUCGAAGAGACCGUGAAGACCCUCAACGGCUUCUACGCAGAGGCCGAGAAGAUCGGGGGCAGCUCCUAUCUGGAGGGCUGCCUGGCCUGUGCUACGGCCUACUUCAUCUUCCUCUGCAUGGAGACCCACUACGAGAAGGUCCUCAAGAAGAUUUCCCGCUACAUCCAGGAGCAGAAUGAGAAGGUUUUCGCGCCUCGAGGCCUCCUGCUCACAGAUCCCGUGGAGCGAGGGAUGAGGGUCAUCGAGAUCUCCAUCUACGAGGACCGGUGUAGCAGCGGCAGCUCCAGCAGCGGCAGCAGCAGCGGCAAAAAACCUGCAGGGAGUUCAACCGGCGGGCCCAGGCGGCUCCUGCGGCGGGUUCUUCCCACACUGAGGAAGGCCCAUGUGCGCGGGAACCGCGGGUUACAGAAGCGCGAGGCGCCGCCGCGUGGCAGAAACGCGCACUGCACCCAAGAAUGGAAAGUUCUGGACAGAGCUACUCAGUCCUCACUGUACAACGUCCCCGGGAAUGAAACCGGCAGCAACGGUGUUUACACAGGGCUGCCCCCGGCAGGUGAAGGGCAGAUGCAGCCCCACCAGCCUGGUUCCGUGCUCCUGGCCCUGCCUCCCUACUCCGGGUUGAGCCGGGACCUUCAUUCAGAUUUUGAAUCUCAGCUGCACUUCAAGGUCCAAGCCUGA